CAGGAACAAGUCGCUUGAGCCAUUCGUAACAUACAAUUAGUUAAAGAUUCUUACGCUAACCUUUUGCGACGAAGUGUUUGCAUCUUGCAAACGCCUAAUUUUCUUAUUAUUUCUCGAAUUUUUAAUGUGAUUUCAACGAGAUUUUCAAUUUCUCGAGCCAAAAAGUUGAUCGGUAUCAUUUAUUAACGAUUUCGUACCAUAGUUCUUAAAUUACACUACGUCAAUUACCUAUAUAAUUAAAUAUUUUGAUUCGAUAUCAAAUUUUUUCUCGCAAUUCUUCUCGAGCAAUUUCGAUGCGCCAGUCAUCGGUGACCACUAUAGCGGCUAUCACGUUAACAGAUUAAGAACAAAUGGUAUUUUGAACAUUGAAAGUAUAAUUCGAUCACAAUUCUAUACGUGUUUGUCCAACAAUAAAGCAGAACCGUUCCAUAAGCGUUCCGUGUCUGAACGGAUGAUAUAAAACAACCUCUAAUCGGUAUCAGUCGAACUCCAUAACCCUUCUCCUUAUUCAGAGGGUUAAUAAGAGGGACCGAAUGAAUAUCGUGCUUUCAGUCUGCGCGCAGCAUACAGCUACGUGUACCGGUCACGUUCUUGCUCGGGUCUAGACAAUUUUGUUGCGCAGAAAACUCUUAAGUAUCUGUACGUUUAUUCAAUUCGUUUGGGACCAAUCGUACAACGGUUCGUGAAACAUGUUUGCGGAUAUGGUUUUCUCGUGAAUGAACAGUGUGAACGUCUGAAAGCAUAUAUGAUGGAGAAACAGGUGUUUUUGUUGCUACUCGUUUGUUCGGUAGCGUCUUCACAUUUCUUCGGAGGAAACACGACUAUAUCGAAUAAUCGGGGAUAUGUUUUCAUGGCGCCGAAAGUAUUUCUAGCCGGAGAAGUCGAGCGUGGAUGUCUAUCUCUGCACAAUUUGGAACCACCUGCAUUUAUUACCCUCGAUCUGUUGUCCCCAUCGUGGGUCAAGGAAACGGAACUAUUAGCGACUACCUCCAAUCUUUUGAAAACAGGCACAGAAACAUGCUUGGCGUUAAUGGUGCCGUCAACGAAAUAUCUAAGCGGACGGUUGCGGCUACGAAUAAGCUUCGAUAAUCAUAAUUACACAGUCGACUCCGAGAUAAAAUGUUUCAUCGAGCACGAUUCGUUGCUCACCUUCGUGGAGACGGAUAAAUCGGUGUAUAAACCGGGACAAGAUGUGAACAUCAGGAUCCUCAUGCUUAAACACGAUUUAAAGCCUUGGAAGGAGUCGAUUCCGAAAGUAUGGAUUGACAAUCCAUUAGAGAUAAGGGUAGCGCAAUGGACGAACGUGAAUAUGGAAAAUGGCAUGGCGCAGUUAUCGUUUCCUUUGUCACCAGACCAGAACUCGGGAACAUGGAAAAUCAGAGUGGAGAAGAAGAAAUCGUACCGACACCUAAUCCACACGACCACAUUCGAAGUAAAGAAAUACGUUCUGCCGAGGUUCAAACUGACGAUUAAAUCACCGGGCUAUAUUUUAGCUGAUGCAGAUAAUGUGACGUGGACCGUUUGCGCUAAGUACAGUUAUGGUAAACCUGUUAAAGGUACUUUGCGACUGAAAUCAACUCCACAAACACCGAUGAAAAAUUAUGAGACCAAAGUGACCUCGCUAUACGGAUGUAUCGACUUUGUACUGACUGGAACGGAACUUGGUCUAGAUUGUUACACAGUGGCUCCCAGUAACGUUGUACUUAUCGCGAAUUUCACAGAGGCUGGGACUGGCGUAGAAGAAACUACGAUUAGUCGGACGAAGGUUAUGAAUCAGGCAUUAAAAUUGGAAUUCGAGCCUUACACGCCCAAAUACUUUAGGUUGGGCUUGCCUUACCAUGGAAAGCUGCGUGUUUUACGACAAGAUGAUACCCCGGCUCCAAACGAGAAAAUUCAGCUUUGCUUAAAAGUGCUCGAAAAAGGGGAAUUGUUUCCACACGUGGUGCACUGUCGCAAUUUCAGAUCGUCCGUCGACGGUUUCAUCGAUUUUAUCGUACCUUCGCCUCAUAAAAGCAUCGAUCAAUUGAAUUUUAUUGCCAUCGCCGUUGACUAUCCUACGAAAUAUUAUUCGCCGGACGACCGAUGGAGGGUUUUCAUGGAUCAACCUACGGCACGUAUCGAUGUAGAUCCUUGGUAUUCACCGUCCGACAGUUACUUGGCGGUAGCUCGAGGGAAUCAGCCUAUCGUAUGCGGUGAAAAAUAUUCUUUCAAUGUGAUGUACACAGUAUCGUCGAAGAAUACCAUUAACGAGUCCAUUCCAUUCUAUUAUUCGAUUAAUUCGAAAGGAGAUCUUUUGAUACACGGCCACGUGAAACACAAACCCAGUCGGGACACCAUAUUAAAUUAUUCAGAAUUUCAUAAUAUAUUAGGCGCCGUCGACCCUCCGGACAACCACACGGAACGAAGCAACGUUGUACAUAGAUUCCCGUUAAGCGUAAAAGUCACGCCUAGCAUGGCCCCUGUCUCGGAACUAUUACUUUAUUACGUACGAGCUGACGGGGAAGUCGUUACAACCACGUAUACGAUAGAGGUUGGCCACUGUUUCGAGAACAAGGUGAAAAGUGCUUGGCACACAAAUGUCGAAAUACCGGGUACUGCUACUCAGUACCACGUGGAGGCUGCACCUUGGUCGCUCUGCGGCAUUUCCGCCGUCGACAAAUCAACGCAAUUCAUGGCUGGCUCGAGGAGCAAUCUGAUCGACGCCACUCGAACGUUCGAUGAACUGAAAAAGUUCCAUUCGUCGCCGACGAACUAUUCAGUGCGACCGUGGUUCCACUGCAAACCGCCAAUAUCGGAACAAUCAAUGGAAGAAAUUGAUCACCUGCCCAAUCCUGUGAGAAUGAUUCUAGACCAGUUCGUAGGAAGACGGAAAAGGGACUCGAUGACCGAGAACAGAGGCGUUAACUACGUGGCUGCCUUACAAGAUUUCAUUGAUUUCCGAGUAGUUGUAAUGAGCGACUUGGUGAUAACACGGCCCUGUGAUAUAGCCCGGAAACAUUUCUAUAAGGACUCUUUCACGCGGUUUUCGUUCUACAAACAAAUGUCAAGUGUACCUGAUGCAUCAAGGAUAAUGCAACCUACAGCUGUGCCAUUGAUAAACUAUCUUGCCCAUGACAGUGGUAGGCCAGAAGUAAUUUACGUUGACCAACUGGCUGAUACGACUGCCGCAUUGAGAUCAUACUUCCCUGAAACAUGGUUGUGGGAAUUAGUACCUACAGGGAAAGAAGGUAAAGUUACAAUAGAACGCACUCUCCCGCACACAAUCACCGACUGGAUCGGCUACACAACAUGUAUUUCGCCUGUACACGGUCUCGGUAUUGCACCGCCAACCACUAUAAGAGCGUUUCAACAGUUCUUCCUCGACUACACCUUGCCGUACAGUGUGAAACGCGGAGAAAUGCUGCAUAUGAAGGUGUCACUCUUCAAUUAUAUGCACCAUCGGUUACCUGUAAAGAUUACACUAGAAGAGGCGCCAGGACUCGAUCUGCAUCUGUCGCAUUCUACCGCUUCCUUUUGCGUGAAUUCGCGGGACACCGUUGUCUACGAGUACAUUCUCAGACCUCUGAUCAUCGGGGAAGUUAACAUUACAGUGUCCGCUGUGGUCGACGCUAAUGUCGCCAAUCCAUGCCAACCAGGAGUGUCGAUCGUUACACGAGACGUCAUUGUGAAGCCAGUGCUCAUUCUACCGGAAGGUUACCCCAUCGAAGUCACGAAGUCGGCAUUCAUCUGCCCGAAGGAGUUCAGCGAUGAUUCCACGAUUGUGUGGGACCUGAUACUGCCGGACGACGUUAUUCCGGACAGCGGUAGGGCAUACGUAAACAUGGUAGGGGAUAUACUGGGACCAGCGCUCGAAAAUUUGGACGAUCUCGUGCGACUACCAAUGGGCUGCGGUGAACAGAACAUGAUCCUAUUCGUGCCAAACAUCCAUGUGAUCAGAUACCUGGAAACUGUCGGUAUCGAGAAUCCUGAACUUAGAGCGAAAGCGAUUAAGAAUAUGGAGAAAGGAUAUCAGAGGGAGCUGAAUUAUAGACAUCCGGAUGGCUCCUAUUCGGCAUUCGGAUGGCAGAGCUCAGAAUCCGAAGGCUCGAUAUGGUUAACGGCGUUCGUCUUAAAAUCAUUCGUCCAAGCUCGUGGUCUAAUUUACAUCGACGAGCAUGACUUUUCGCUAUCCGCCAGCUGGUUAAUGAAUAAACAACUGGAAAAUGGCUGUUUCCCCGUGAUAGGCAGAGUGUUCCACAAGGCGAUGAAGGGUGGUCUCGAAGACGACAGUUCAUCGACAGCGCUGACAGCGUACAUUCUAAUCUCCCUUAUUGAAUUUGGAAUAUUGUACCCGACACCGCAACUUUAUAAAACGUUGAAUUGCGUGGAAAAUGGAAUGAACAACACUAACGAAGAUUUAUACGCUUCGGUUCUCUCGACGUACGCGUUCGCUUUGUUGGGACAUUCGAGAGCGAACUACUGGAUGAAAUCACUUAUGGAUCGCGCCACGCGACACAAUGAUCUUCUUUGGUGGGAGGAGAAAUCUAAACCCUCGCUAAGUCUGAGCAUCGAAAUGACAGCGUACGCGGUUCUCACGUUAAUCAAGUUAGGCGGGGAUGAGAAUAUGGUGCACGCUUUCAAGGCUGUCCGUUGGAUGUCGAAACAACGAAAUGCCAAAGGAGGAUUCACGUCCACGCAGGACACGGUCCUUGCCUUGGAAGCUCUAACAAAAUAUGCCGCUGCUAUGAACGUCAACAACACCGAUCUCUCUGUCCUCGUGACAGCGUCGGAAGUGGACCAGGUCUACAGAAUGCAUAACGAUAAUCGAAUGGUCCUAACGCAAAUCAGACUGCCCACUUUACCAACUAUCGUUGAAAUAUUCGCGGAGGGCGAGGGCUGUGUGUUAGUUCAGAGUAACAUUAAAUACAACGUGGCACACGCCACUAGUUCGGAUGCGUUCGAUCUUUCGGUGUCCGCACAUUCUCGGAUCCGCGAGAACGAAUGUGCGGUGCAAGAAAUCACGAUUUGCGCCCGCUACAAAAUGGCGGAUGAAGAAAGUAACAUGGCUGUAGCCGAAGUUGAAAUGAUAAGCGGUUAUGCUCCAGAUCGGACAAGUUUAUAUUCGUUGCUAGGAAAACCAUCGACAAAAGUGAAACGGUUCGAGGAAGACCACAAUGUAGUUUCGAUUUAUUUUGACAAGCUAACCGGUCAGAAGACCUGCAUUUCGUUCACGGUAGUGAGGGAAACUGUUAUCGAUCAUCUGGAGCCAGCGAACGUGAAACUUUACGAUUACUACCAACAGGAAUUGACAAUAUCGAGUAGCUAUAAUUUCGCGCCGACUUGUAGCAGCGCGGAGCCUACCGAAGAACCAUCGACACCGAGUAUAAUACCGAAAGUAACGCUGUUAGCGAAAGAUUCGGUUAUUAUUAAUAAAUUACUUCUACCGGAGGAAAGUUUCAAAGAUAACAAAGCAAUGGAAAAAUCGGCAAAGAACUUUCAGUCCACGGAGGAUACGAGCAAUAUGAAUAAGAUGAACAAUGGAAUCAACGAGGCGGAUAGAAAAUCUAUAACUUCAAGAAAAGAUGAAUCGAUCGCUGGAAUGCGAUCUGUUAAUGAUAAUGUGUCGUUCGAAGAAAACUCGGAUUUAGAAGUUAGAGAGGAAACUUCGGACGUUGUACAGACCACCCAUGACAACAGCAUUGUCAAUCAUUCGAACACUCCACAGGUAGAGUCUGGCAGUGGUUUGACCCCAGAUGAAUUAGACGAGAAUCGCAACAUUAAUUUUGGCGGCGCCGAUCUCAGCGUAAAAGCUUUGGGCACUGGAGAAAAUCCGUCCACGAUUUUCGUGAAAGAAAUAGAAGAUUCAGAGAUGCCAGGGAAUCCAUCCUUUGUUGUAGUGAGUCAUGAAUUAGAAACUCCGGAAGGAGUCGAAGGACCAGUGCCGGUUUACGUAAAACCUGAGAAAUCCGACUAUCAACCGGAAACCGUCAGCAGUGCUAAUAGUCUGCACGAUUCUUCGUUAACACCUCCGGGAGCAAACGAAAACCAAACUUUAUACAAGACAGACAGUGACAUGCAAGUUUCAUCGGUGACAAAAGUGACACAAUCUUGUCCCACGUGUGUCGACAAAUUGACGUUGGACAUUAGCAAUGUUUAUUGCUCGGCGAAUACCGCGGUUAAAGUAGCGAUCAGACGAUUGCGUAAAGCGAGAUUGUUGCUGGACCUGAAUGCAUCCCAAGAAGUUCGACGUCUUCGUGCUACUAUCGAAUUCACUUUGGAUCCGAGUUGUUCCUGCCCCCCCUUAGAUUCCCCCGGAACGUUAGCGUUAAUCAUAAACAAGGACAAGGAUAUCCUUUCGUCUGACGAACAGAAACAAACACUGGACAAUUCAUUUAAUGUAUACGGAUUGCCGAUGGUAACUGGCGUUCCCCCUGAGAUCAUCAUGGCACGAACGACAUUCUGUUUAAAACCGGAGAAUCGGCCGAUCGACGAUUAAAAGCAAAAAACUUGUAUACUUUUUUUUAUCGACAUUCAACACGCAAAUAACAUUGAAUUUUACAGUUGGCUUUCACGAUGCGCCAACAAGCGAGUGCCUCGUUUUAUCUGUAAAUCUCGAUUAUGAAGAAUAUGCUAUUUGCAAACAUCACGCAGGGUGUACACAUAAUUUCUUUGUUCUCUUUCGUGUCUCUUUUUUUUUAUAUACAAACAUGUAAAUUACAUAAUUAACGGUAGAUCAUCUUAUUUUUUAUCGAGUCAAUAAAAUUGUAAAUAAAUUACAAACACUUUUGACGUAA
This is a messenger RNA of Nomia melanderi (Alkali bee), 6773 nucleotides long. Its product is annotated as murinoglobulin-1. Gene Ontology annotation, cellular component: extracellular region. NCBI's taxonomy places the organism in Eukaryota, Metazoa, Arthropoda, Insecta, Hymenoptera, Halictidae. Gene Ontology annotation, molecular function: endopeptidase inhibitor activity. The record is from RefSeq and is a predicted model, not a curated record.